UCGCCACAACAGUGGAACCGAAGGGAAAAUAAGAAGACCAAGUCCGAAAGAGAGAGAGAGCGAGAGAGAGAGAGAGGCGAGGGUGAUGGAGGAAGACGAGGGGAGCAGCAAGGUGGAGACGGCGAAGGCGGAGAGAUCGGUGUGGCUGAUGAAGUGCCCGGUGGUGGUGGCCAAGUCGUGGCAAGCUCACCCUCCCUCCGACCCUCUCGCCAAGGUCGUUCUCUCUCUCGAUCCUCUUCGACCCCCGGAAGACCCUUCUUCCCUCCAGUUCACUAUGGAGAUGGCGAGCACCGAGCCUGGGAAUAUUCCAAAAAGUUAUUCUUUGAAUAUGUCUAAAGAUAUUGUCCCAAUGUCUGUGUUCUCAGAAACAAGUCACGGCAAGGUCGCAGUGGAAGGGAAAGUGGAACAUAAAUUUGACAUGAAACCGAAUAGUGAUAGCAUUGAGGAGUACGGAAAGUUAUGCCGUGAAAGGACAAAUAAGUCCAUGAUAAGAAAUCGGCAAAUACAGGUGAUUAACAAUGAUCGUGGAGCACACAUGAGGCCUUUGCCUGGUAUCAUAGGGUUGGUCUCAUCCGCAUCCAAGGAUAAGAAGAAAACGCAACCAGUGAAGCAGUCAGACAUGAAAAGAACCCGAAGAGAUAGAGGGGAGUUGGAGGAUAUAAUGUUCAAGCUGUUUGAAAGGCAACCCAAUUGGGCACUAAAGCAACUUGUGCAGGAGACUGAUCAACCUGCGCAAUUCUUGAAAGAGAUACUGAAUGAGCUUUGUGUUUACAACAAAAGGGGAGCGAACCAGGGUACAUAUGAGCUUAAGCCAGAAUAUAAGAAAUCCGUUGAAGAUACAGGUGCGGAAUAAGCCAUUUGAUCUUGUUGUACAAUCGCCGGGGGAGAGUAAAAAAACAUGAGGUGAUUUCAAGAGGAUGGGUGCUGUCAAUGAAUGCGAACUAUAGUAAACUGCCCUUGAGCAUAUUCAAGCAUGUGUAUGAUGGCACCCCUUUUUCUUUUUCCUGACUUCAUUUGUGAUACAGGACCAUGACAGCCAUUAGAGGCAUGUAAAGAUGCUGUUGUAAUCCCAGCAUCACUGAGAUACCAGGUCAUGCAUUUUUCCGUUGGCCUUGUUGAGAAUGUAGCGCUAAGAGCAUCGUUACGCA
Messenger RNA from Syzygium oleosum, 1148 nucleotides. Its product is annotated as transcription initiation factor IIF subunit beta. The transcript has 6 exons. Lineage: Eukaryota; Viridiplantae; Streptophyta; Magnoliopsida; Myrtales; Myrtaceae. Gene Ontology annotation, cellular component: transcription factor TFIIF complex. Gene Ontology annotation, biological process: transcription by RNA polymerase II; transcription initiation at RNA polymerase II promoter. The coding region runs from base 86 to 853 and encodes 255 amino acids. The record is from RefSeq and is a predicted model, not a curated record.